CUGUUAAGCUUCCUCACGUGCCUCACACGUGAGGGUAAUGUCGUCAUUUCAUAUAUUAGGGAUCAUUUUUCCAUAAACGUUUUUUGGAUUAAUUGAUAUUUACCCCUCAUUUACUUUCCCCAACAUUCGUCAACUCCCCAACUCCCUCCUUCUUGCUUCUGCUGCAUUGAACCUGCAAAAAACCCUCGUUGCUUAUCCAAACAAGAUAAUCAACACUACACAUACAAGGGCAUAUGUUUAAUACAAAAUGGUGUUCGUAAUGUGGCACAUCAGACCAAAACACGAAGUUGUUGAUGUAUCAAUUGUAUAUGCUAGUGCACCCACAUGGUUUAGUAUUAAGCUUCAUCACGGUGAGAAAUUUACUAAGUUACCUGAUAUAAAGUACAUAGGAGGUGAAGUGCGUUAUGUUGAUUAUGUGGACAUUGAUGAGUUUUCUGUGCAUGAACUUGAUGCCAUAAUUCUUGAGCUAGGUUACCCAGACCCACGGAUGAUUGAAUUGACCGAUGAAUCCCCAGUGAUAUACUACCAUUUCAGGAUACCCAAUGGUGACUUUCAAUUUGGUCUUAGAGCUUUAGGGAAUGAUCAGGAUGUGAUCAACCUUUCUAAAUACAUUGCACAUAACAAGCUGAUUGAGGUGUACAUAGAGCAUGGAAAGAUAAAUUUAAUGACUUACUUCAUGUCACCAAAUGCAAAGGGUAAAGUUGUCAUUGAGGAAUUACCAGAAAAUGAUGAUCAAGGGGCUGAAGUUGAGGGUCAAGUUCAUGCAGAUUCUCCAAUGAAAAAUGUGAACCAUAGUAAUGGUGAGCCUAUUGGUGAGUUCAUGUCUCUGAUUCUUUUUGGGAGUAAGAAUGAUAGUUUCUCACCAGAGUAUAGAAGGGGUAGGUUUGGGAAUUCCAAUAUAGGUGAAAGUUCUUGUAGCAAGAGGCUUAAUUUAGAUUAUAUUGAUGAGGGUGUUCACAUUUCAAAGGAAAAGAAUGAUGAUCAGGAUGGUUCAACUGAUGUUCAGGAGGCAACAACUUGUGUUCUUAUUGAUGAUAUGGAUGGUGUUAGGGAGGCUGCAACUACUGUUCAACAUGCAUCAACUAUUGAUGAAGGAUGCUACAACACCCCCCAUGUUAAUAAUGCUGAUGAACAAUUGAAUGAGUUAUUUGAUAACCAUGUGGAAAAUUUGAUUGGGAGUGAUGAUGAUGAUAAUGUAGAGUAUGAAGGUGAUGGAGAAUCUGAAGAGGGUAAUCAAGAGUAUGAAGAGGAUGAUGAAUCUCAAGAAAGUGAUCCAAAUUUUGAAGAGUAUGAUGAAUCUGAAAAUAGUGAUCCAGGGUAUGAAGAAGAUGAGAGAAAAAUAGAAGAUGAAGAUCAUAUGGAUGACAUAAUGGAUGUUGACAACAAUAUACAAGAUGUGGAUGUGGACAUGGGAGACUUCACUCUCAAUGUUGAAAGUGAUAUGGAAGGUUCUUUUAUAAAUGUUGUUCAUGGGCAUGAACCUGAAGAUAUGGAAGUAAUCAACAAUGAGAAAUUUGAAUCUUUGGAUGAAGGAUCUAACUAA
This is a messenger RNA of Lactuca saligna, 1543 nucleotides long. The record is from the annotation of a GenBank genome assembly. Lineage: Eukaryota; Viridiplantae; Streptophyta; Magnoliopsida; Asterales; Asteraceae.